Messenger RNA from Boleophthalmus pectinirostris (great blue-spotted mudskipper), 7852 nucleotides. It is a transcript of the gene brca2, whose product is annotated as BRCA2 DNA repair associated. The transcript has 24 exons. Gene Ontology annotation, biological process: double-strand break repair via homologous recombination; regulation of DNA-templated transcription. Gene Ontology annotation, cellular component: nucleus. The coding region runs from base 179 to 7720 and encodes 2513 amino acids. The record is from RefSeq and is a predicted model, not a curated record. NCBI's taxonomy places the organism in Eukaryota, Metazoa, Chordata, Actinopteri, Gobiiformes, Gobiidae.
UGGCGCGGGAAGAGGACACGACUUUUGGAUUGUUUUUGUCACGAAAUAUAAAAUAAAGACACGUUUUUGUUUACGUUUUGUCCCGAACGUGCAUGCGGAAGAGACGUGGAGCAAUGCCCGGUGCGGCUGCGUGACACAGUUCACUCUGACCACACCUGCAGGGUCACAUGUGACUUCUAUGGACCUAACCUCUGGAAUAAUGUACGACAUUUUCAGAGAUCAUGUAUGGAAUGAUUUGGGACCACUAGACCCUGACUGGUUUGAGACACUUUCAGCAGAAGCAUCUGAGGAAGGAGAUGUCUUGGAUAAAGAUGAACUGUGUGCCAACCAGGAAGCACUGCGCGCCAACCAAGAAGAAACUCCUGUGGCUGACAGGAGACACUACAGUCCAAUGUCCUCUACCCCCAGAGUCUACAGACUCAACCACACUCUGUCCCCUGAAACAGAUCAAGACUCUGUGACUGUCCAACAAGCAGAAACACCCUGGAGAAGUAGAAGCCCAAAUGCAUCUCUGGAGAGGUCAUCAUCAUUUGAUUUAUUUGCACAUCUCAUGAGUCCCAGUACAGACCGACCCGGCAGCCCCGUCCAGUCCAAGACCUGCUAUAUCCGAGACAUCUCUGAAAGACUUGGUGCACACAUGGGAGACAUAUCCUGGAGCAGCUCUUUAAACACCCCCCCGCCUGUGCCCUCUACUUGGAUUUUAACCAGAAAAGAGAGUGAAAGUACUAUCAGCCUUACUGAGGACACAAGUGUUUUAGCCCGCAAGCUCUUUCACUGUUACCCAAGUGUGCCUGCAGAUGGGUUUAUCCCGGAGGCAGCUCUCGUCUCAGAAGAUGCUGAAGUGACUUCUUCGAACAGUAAAACAGCACAAAACCCCACCUGCAACACUGCACAAAGUCCUCUCCUCGGAACUGAAAACACCCCCUACACAAACCGUAGUGCUAUAUUUAGGAAAGUGAGAAAUGAGAGGGUUCAUAGAAGACACAUCACUCAGACAAAUGAAAGUGGCUGUGAAGAUGUGGAGGCCUCAGAGGACAGGUCCAGUAAGCCACAAGCUGAAAACCCUGCUCUCUCCCAGUGGUCUCCUAUAAGUUUGUCUCAAGUUCAGUCACAAAACUUUUCCCCAUCUGUUUGCCUGUCUGCCAUGAAGAGGACUAAAAUGAGAGGAAAACGAAGGCUCAUGAUUCAACACGGCGAGAACAUCGGUGGUCAAGACCCCGCGUUGACUUUGAAACCAAGCAACGCAGAUGAUAGCGGCUUUUCAUCUGCAACCAUUCCAGUUUCAAAUUUGGAAAAUAAAACUACGAGUGAAAAAGAAAACAAGGACAAUUUUUCGGAUUCUGUAGGUUUCAGAACGGCUUCCGAUAAAAACAUAAAAGUCUCAUUGGCAAGUCUGAAAAAAGUCAAGAAUCUUUUCAAUAAUCUAGAUGAGAAAGAAAAUGACCGACACACACUACCUGAUGAGUUAGAAGCGAGCGUUACUGAUAAAAAUGGGGUUUCAAAUAACGAUUGGAAUCUUACAGUUUCACAAAAAGCCGAGGUUAAGGAACUCUGUGAAUUCCUAGAACAAUCAGACAGCCAGUUUGACUUUACACAGACCUCAAUCCAAAACGCUAAUCAGGUGUCUCAAAACCAGGGCUGUCCCACAUUAAAAUCCGAAGCACUUCCCUCCUACUCACCUGCAACAACAACAACCUUGAAUCAGUCAAACAAAGCCGAGAAGCGUCCAAAGUUCAGCGAGGCAUCAGAAACCGCUUUCAAGACUUCAAAUUCAAGAAAUAAUUUUGAAGGAAGAAAUGUAAACGCUUCAUUUACUCAAGGAUUUAAGAUGGCCAGUGGGAAGGGAAUUACUGUGUCGGACCAAAAUUUGCAGAAAUCCAUGGAGCUUUUCGAAGAUUUGGUUCAUGAUCUUGAUGGUGUGUCAACUUUUGGGAAAGCCUGUUUCAGAAAUGAGACAAGUUCUUGUGUUCCAUCUAGUCUCAGUGAAUCCCAACACUCUGUAUUGGCUAUUAAAAAAGCAAAAAUGUGUAAAGUGGAAAACAACGUCAAACCAGACCGUUCUAAAGUUCUUCUCAACGCACAAAAGACCCAUUUAGUAACAUCCUGUAGGAAGCCACUGGUUGUAACAGCUGAGGCUAAGUCCUCUUCUGUUGACACUCAAGAAAGUUUGAAUGACACAGCCAGCAGUGAGCGCCCAAAACAUUGCCAAAAAUCUGAUGCAGAAGAAGAGAUUUGCCCAAAACCUAAAGACAUUGAACAGCUUAUUGUCCAAAGUGGUCAAUUCAAAGAAGACCCAAGGGACAGUCAUGUUUCAACAAAAAUAAGUGAAUUUUCAUCAAACAAUUCUGUCAAAUUAACAUCUAAGAUUUCAUAUGAGAGUGACAAACCAGAUGAAAGCGGCAUAACAAAUGUUGAGACUUUAGAGAGUUGCUUCAGAACAGCUCAGGGCACACAGGUUCAAGUGUCCAAAAAACACGCUGAACAAUCAGACAGCCAGUUUGACUUUACACAGACCACAGUCCAAAACGCCAAUCAAGUGUCUCAAAAUUGGGGCUGUCCCACAUUAAAAUCCGAAGCACUCCCCUCCUACUCACUUGCAAAAAUACCAACCUUGAAUCAGUUAAACAAAGCUGAGAAGCAUCCAAAGUUUUGUGAGGCAUCAGAAACGGCUUUGACAAUGAAUUUUGAAGGAAGAAAUGUGAACACUUCAUUUACUCAAGGAUUUAAGAUGGCCAGUGGGAAGGGAAUUACUGUGUCGGACCAAAACUUGCAAAAAUCCAAGGAGUUAUUUCAAGAUUUGGUUCAUGAUAUUGAAGGUGUGUCAACUUUUGGGAAAGCCUGUUUCAGAAAUGAGACAAAUUCUUUUGUUCCAUCUCAUCUCAGUGAAUCCCAUGGUGACAAACACUCUGUAUCAGCUGUUAAAAAAGCGAGAAUGUGUAAAGUGGAAAACGACGUCAAGGCAGACCGUUCCAAAGUUCUUCUGAAUGCACAAAAGACUAAUUUCGUAGCAGCCUGUAGGAAGCCAUCGGUUGUAACAGCUCAGGCUAAGUCCUCUUUUGUUGACACUCAAGAAAGUUUGAAUGACACAGCCAGCGGUGAGCGCCCAAAACAUUACCAAAAAUCCAACUCUGAAGACAUUGAACAGCCUAUUGUCAGAAGUGCUCAGUCCAAAGAAGACCCAAGGGACAGUCAUGUUUCAACAAAAAUAAGUGGAUUUUCAACAAACGAUGCUGCCAAAUUAACAUCUAAGAUUUCAUAUGAGAGUGACAAACCAGGUGAAAGUGGCAUAACAAAUGUUGAGACUUUAGAGAGUUGCUUCAGAACAGCUCGGGGCGCACAGGUUCAAGUGUCCAAAAAACACAUUGAAAAAGUGAAGCACCUCUGGAAAGACUUUGACUGUUUAAACUCUCCAAAUGAGAUCAUUAGAGAUACAGAAGAAAACUCAAACUGUCAGAGUGUGUCAAUAGAUGGGAAUUGUGUCAGUGAAAAUAAACAGAAGACACCCAAAACGGAGACUCAGUAUGAGCCUCAAGCUGUACUACAAACACCCCUUCCAGCAUCUUCAGUGUCACAGAGCUGUGCAUUUCAGACAGCAUCUGGAGCAAAGGUCAACAUUUCAUCUGAAAGCCUCAUGAGAGCCAAACGUAUGUGGAGUGAAUUUGAAGAUGGUCAAAGUAAAGCUCCAGUAAUGAGAGAGAAUGGGUCAGUUCCUCCCACCAGUGGCUUUCUCACUGGCAGUGGUAAAAAGCUGUCUGUGUCUGUGGAGGCCAUGCUGAAGGCGAAAGCUCUGUUUGACGAUAUCGGUUCUACAUCAGAUACCAAAGAGACUCCAAAAAUAAUCAAGCCAUCCAUUGCUGAAAAACUUAAAUCACUUUCUUCUCACAAACAUUCAAGUGCACACACUCAACUUUCAAUUUACCGUUCAACUGAAACCACAUUUCCAAAGAUGGACUCUAAGGAAUAUUGUGGUAGUAAAAAUGGCUUUACAACAGCCAGUGGAAAAACGGUGAGAGUCUCAGAAGAAGCACUAAACAAGGCAAUGGAAUUGUUGUCAGAAGGAACAGAGUUAGGGAAUGAAUUGGAGGACAAUGCUCUAAGAAAAGCUUCAAUGAGCAAAAAGUGUGCUGAACCACAAUUCCCAAAAAACAACUCUGAAAACAGAAGUUCAUCACCUCACCUCACAUCAUCAGAUGGGCCAUGCUUAAGACCAGAAACCAUGCACACAACAAUGGACAGCAAUGUUCAAACUAAACACGAGAAGGAGGGAGCAUUCUUACCUCUUGAACUUUCAGUGAGCAGAUUGGACUCUAUGACAGCUCCAAACAUGGAAGAAAACAGUGGAUGCGGGUUUACCACAGCGAGUGGAAAGAAGGUUAACCUGUCAGAAGAAGCUCUCAAGAAAGCUAUGAAGAUGUUGUCAAAUGAAAUUGAAUUGAAUGGUGAUGAAGGUAGUUGCACAGCUGAAGUCAUGACAGAGGAAAUGAAUGCGUCUAAAUCCCAGUUUAGGUCUGUACAAGCCAAAUAUAACAAUGCUGCAAACAAAAUUAAUAAUUUCACCUCAAAUGUCAACCCAUCCGUUAAGAUGGACAUAACCUCCAAAAAAGAAACUCAUCCUCAGUUGUAUAAAGACGGAAACGCUCAUCCAGUGGUGGUGAACUUGGACAUGCUUCAGCUUGGCGGCUGCACUUCCACACAGCAGCAGUUCCUGGCACAGGAGGCCUUGGACUGCACCAGGGCCUUGUUGGAAGAUGAGGUCCGGGCUGCACACACGCUGACAGAUGGUCUGGAACACAAGUCAGCUUUGACCCACUCAUCAGGACAACUGCAGAACCAGAUGGAGAAGAAGGAAGACCGAACUGGCGAGCCAGUUCUGAAAAGGCCUUCACCCGAGGAACUAGACCGCACUUGUGAUAUACCUAAAAAGCCCAUUCCUAAUCCUGCCUGGAGCUGUCUUGGUGGUUUGUUGAAAGACAGAAGAGUUUUUCAAUACCAUGUGUCACGCCAUCCAAACACCCCAAGGCCGCACGGGAGCAUAAAGGAGCAGGCGAAACCAACUCCAGCGGCCCCUACACUAACCAGGAGAGGAGCAACAUUUGUGCCUCCCUUCUUAAACGCCAAAGCUAAAGCCCCUAGAGACGACGCGCAGGAAGAAAAGGAAAAACCAUGCACGUUUGUCCCCCCGUUUAAAAAGCACAAAUCUGAUAUCCACGGAAAUGUCACAGUAAACAAAGACGGCAGCUGUGACAAAGAAUCUUCUACCAUGCACACGUUUGUACCACCUGCCCCCAAAAGACCAAAGACACAGAAUGACAGCACCAGCAAACAGGCCGCAGUUCCAGAUCUUGAUCAAGUAUUCACUCCAGAAGGUGAAGCUGAUAAACCGAGUAAGAAAGAGGAAACUGCUGCAGUCGUUCAUAGUCCAGAGAUGGAGCAGGAUGUCAAAGGCACAGCAGACGCUUCUACUCACGAGACUCUGGGGAGCAUGGGGGAUCUGGCUCGUGAUCUGCAGGACAUGAGGAUCAGGAAGAAGACACGGCAGACGAUCAAACCCCUUUCAGGAAGCUUGUUCCUCACAAGAUCCUCCCCAGUGAAGAGGCUCUCCUUCAGAGCUGUAGUGAAUGGAGAGAGCCCGCACAAGUACAGCCAAAAACAGUUGUACCAGUUUGGAGUUGAUCAGCAGGUGUGCCACGUCACCAGUCAAACAGCUGAAUCGUUUUGCUUCAACUUGCUGAAGUUCCACAAGCCCCAGUCCUUUCUGGAGUCAGGAGCAGUGCAGCUGGCGGAUGGAGGGUGGCUUGUUCCCAGAAGAGAUGGGACUGUGGGGAAAGACGAGUUCUAUAAAGCGCUGUGUGACACUCCCGGUGUGGACCCCAGGCUGAUCAGCCCACAGUGGGUGUACAACCAUUACAGGUGGAUCGUGUGGAAGCUGGCCUCCACAGAGAGGGCCUUCCCUUUCUACAUGGGCAGUGUCUGCUUCACCCCAGAGCAGGUUCUUCUGCAGCUCAAGUACAGAUAUGAUGUAGAAGUGGACCAUAGCCGUCGCUCUUCUCUGAGAAAAAUCAUGGAGAAGGAUGAUGCCUCAGCUAAAACCAUAGUGCUGUGUGUAUGUGGGAUCUUCUACGAUGGUCAGUCGAGCUCUGCACCUGCUCAGGAGGUUGGAGUGAAGCCCGACAGCUCCUGUGCCAUUGUGUGGCUCACAGACGGCUGGUACUCUAUCAAAGCUCAGCUGGACCCUCCGCUGACCAACAUGCUGCACCUGGGACACAUCAAAGAGGGGGUGAAGCUCAUGGUGCAUGGGGCACAGCUCUCGGGCUCCGAAGUGGCCUGCACCCCUCUGGAGGCACCAGACUCCCUACUCUUAAAGAUCUGCGCCAAUAGUACGAGGAGGGUUCGCUGGGACACCAGACUGGGCUUCUACAAGGACCCCCGGCCCUUUGUGCUGCCCCUGCGCUCUCUGUUCAGUAAAGGAGGAGCAGUCGGCAGUGUGGACAUGCUCAUACUUAGGAUCUACCCCAUCCAGUGGAUGGAGAGAACGGCCGAUGGAGGGGUGGUGUUCCGCUCGGCCCGCGCUGAAGAGAAAGAAGCGAGGCGAUACAACAGUCACAAGCAGAAACAUCUAGAGGCCCUGUAUUCAAAGAUCAAUGCUCAGUUUGAAAAGGAGGACAGAGUUUACCAGCUGAGUGUGUGGAGUCCGUCUUCAGAGCUCCAGUCUUUGCUGAAGGAGGGCUGUCGAUACCACACCUAUAACCUGACAGCUUCUGAGGGCAGGACAGGAGCAGGCAGGGCCACCGUGCAACUCACUGCUACAAGGAAGACUCUCUUCACACGUCUACAGACUUCGUCUCACUGGCUGUCGGCACAUUUUUGCCCCCGAGCUUCAGUCAGGUUUACAGAGCUUCAGAACCCAGACUUCGUGCCUCUGUGUGGAGAGGUGGACCUCACAGGAUGUGUCAUCAGUGUCACUGAUCAGCACGGCUCCUCUCCGGUCAUGUACCUGGUGGACGAGGGCUUGCAGGUGGUGAAGGUUCGUGCUUGUGGUAGCUUGGUUCGCUGUGGCUGGGAGGAUGUGGUGGAGCCACGUGCUCUGCUGUCCCUGAGUAACCUGCAGGUCAGACGUCAGUGUGUGUCUGACCCUCCUGUGCUGUUCGCCGGAGACAUGACCGAGCUCUCCACAAACCCCCGGGAGUCCCACCUGCAGCAGAGCCUGGGCCGCCUCAGACAAGCUCUACAAGGCCAGGAUGAUUUCUUUCUGAGAGCUGAGCAGAGACUGAUUGAAAUCCUGACUCCUGAAGGCCAAAGUUUGUCAGCUGUUGAACCCACAACUCCACGGUCAACAACAACCACAGCACAAAAACUUAGAACUCCCAACUCUACAAAGAUGACAAAUCAGAGUGUGGAAAACCGUCCCGCCACUCCCCCAGUGUUUAAGACCCCCGCCCGGGCAAACCUGUCCACAAAGAAGGAUCCGCAGAGCCUGAGGAGAAGGAAAGCUCUGGAACACCUGAGCCAGUACCCUCCUCCUCCCCCCCUGCCCCCACUCAACACGACCGUCUCACCCAGCGUCAAAAAGACCUUCUGCCCCCCGCGCCGCUCCCUCGCCCCCGGCCCCCCCGCAGGAUCGGCUGGCCCCGCCCCUGUGGAGGAGGGCUGGGUCCGCGAUGAGGAGCUGGCGCUGAUCGAUACUCAGGAGCUGUGUGUGGACGAUUUACCCAUGGACUGACUCUGGUGUUUGUCUGUAAUCAAACAGGCUGUACAUUUGUUCAUUUGUUCUGUGCUCUUAUUCUAAAUUAUAAAGCUUGUCCACACAUGUAUGUAUUGUUGUUGAUAAUAAAAAGAUACACUAUCUUUUCUA